GCAACAUUAAUCCAUAGUGGAUCGCGAGCUUCUCGUGACAACACGUUGCUCUUCCUGAUACGAAUACAGUUUUCGUAUUUGGAUGAUAUAUAAAUUUAUGGAUAUAUUUAUAUAAAAUUUAAUCGAAGAGGUCAAUAGGUGUAUGUUUGCAUUCGGCCGGUCAACUAUGGCAAGUAUCGAUAAUCUAAAGCUGCGAAUUGCGGAACUGGAGGGUGAACUUCAACGAGAAAGAGGAAGAAACCAAACAGCUGUUCGUCAGAAGAUUCCGCAAAUGAGUUCGGAAGUAGUUGACAGCAACCCAUACAGUCGCUUGAUGGCUUUGAAAAGAAUGGGCAUAGUUGAUAACUAUGAGAAAAUCCGUGAUUUCACUGUGGCUGUUGUUGGUGUUGGUGGAGUUGGGAGUGUGACAGCAGAGAUGUUGGCCAGAUGUGGCAUAGGAAAGCUUCUACUAUUUGACUACGACAAGGUAGAGCUGGCUAACAUGAACAGACUCUUCUAUCAGCCAAGCCAGGCUGGUAUGAGUAAAGUGGAAGCAGCAGAACGCACACUCAGGGAUAUCAACCCAGAUGUAGAGUUUGAGGUGUACAACUAUAAUAUAACAACUGUGGACAACUUCAAUCACUUUGUGGAGAGGAUCAGGAGCGGUGGACUGAAGGUGGACACACCAGUGGACCUGAUUCUCAGCUGUGUGGACAACUUUGAAGCAAGAAUGACAAUCAACACGGCAUGUAAUGAAGUUGGUCAGACAUGGAUUGAGGCAGGAGUGAGUGAGAAUGCUGUGUCAGGACAUAUACAGGUCAUUGUGCCAGGGGAGACAUCAUGUUUUGCUUGUGCUCCCCCAUUGGUUGUGGCAACCAACACUGAUGAAAAGACUUUGAAGAGAGAGGGUGUGUGUGCAGCCAGCCUUCCCACCACAAUGGCAAUUGUUGCUGGAUUUCUCGUGCAGAAUACACUCAAAUAUUUGUUGAAGUUUGGUGAAGUGACAUACUACCUUGGUUACAAUGCACUCCAAGACUUCUUCCCCACCAUGACAAUGAGGCCUAACCCCCAGUGUGAUGAUAGCCACUGCAGGAGACAACAGAAGCUUUAUCAGGAAAGAGAAGAACUAAAACCGAAGGAAGAGAAAAAGGAGAUGAAGGUUGAAGAGAUUAUCCAUGAGGAUGACUGGGGAAUAGAGUUGGUUUCUGAGACAACAGAGGCAGAAUUGCAAGCUGCAGAGGGCUCAGUACCAGAACUGACCAAGGGUGUUACAGUUGCAUAUACAAAACCUGCCCAAAACCAGAUGUCGGACAACAAAUCAACGGUUGGUGCAACAGAGAAGAGUCUAGAGGAUCUAAUGAAGGAAAUGAAGGGAUUAUAGCAGUGUGGCUAUUUUCACUUGCACCUUGAUUUUGAAGGCAUCUGUACAACAGAUAUUCUUGAAUCUUUUUUGUUCACAAAUAUCCUUAAACUGGACACAAUCCAUCUUGAAAUACCUUGCUGUCUUCUGAAGAGUUAGGUGAUAGGACUAUUUCCAAGAAGUGUGGUCAAAGUUAUCAAACAAACAACAAAUGUGUGUGGUAGCUCCUAUCAUGUUUGCAUAUGUUGUUAGUAUUUAUAUGAAUAUAUGUAGUGUAGAAAUUAGUUGGAAGCUGUGAUAAAAUGUCAAGGUUUAAUAUGUAUUUUGAUCAACAAGAAGAGGUAUUUCUGCUGUAGGUCACUGUUUGCUGAUCUCUAGAUAGUUUUGUGGGAGCAGAUCUUGUGGUGCUUGUUUGACCUACCAAAUGAUUAUCCUCCAAGUGUUUCAGACUGGUCAGCAGAACUGAUUAAUGUCUACAACAUAUAUUCUUUUCCAUGAACGUGUUUUGGCUCAAAUUAUGUGUAUCGUGUUAUCAUUGUAUACAUUUGAUUUGUUAUAUAACACAAUGUAAGGAGCAGUAUAUGUUAGAGUGUUAGAUCAAACUGACAAACUGACAAACUGACAGGGGUGCUUGGGUACUAGGACUUUAAACUGACCACUCCAAGGAAUAUGACAAAUAUUGUAGUUGCUCUCAUAUCUUUGCAGCUAGUGUGCCAAACAAACCUCAUUGUCUGACCCACAUCAUCCAGCAACCCUGUCUUCUGGACACUCUCUGUAAAAUCUUCAUCUAGAUUAGCAAGGUUUCACUGUUCAAAAAUAUCUACAACUAUUUGUGUGUGCUACAUGUAGUGUCUACAUGUGGCCAGUCUGUACCACUAUUGGUAUGUGCUACAUGUAGUGUCUAUAUGUGGCCUGUCUGUACCACUACUGGUGUGUGGGCGGUCAGGUAGCCUAGUGGUUAAAGCGUUGGCUCGUCACGCCGAAGACCCGGGUUCGAUUCCCGACAUGGGUACAGUGUGUGAAGCCCAUUUCUGGUGUCUCCCGCCGUGAUAUUGCUGGAAUAUUGCUAAAAGCGGCGUAAAACCAUACUCACUCACUCACUCACUACUGGUGUGUGCUACAUGUAGUGUCUACAUGUGGCCUGUCUGUACCACUAUUGGUGUGUGCUACAUGUAGUGUCUACAUGUGGCCUGUCUGUACCACUAUUGGUGUGUGCUACAUGUAGUGUCUACAUGUGGCCUGUCUGUACCACUACUGGUGUGUGCUACAUGUAGUGUCUACAUGUGGCCUGUCUGUACCACUAUUGGUGUGUGCUACAUGUAGUAUCUACAUGUGGCCUAUUUAUACUAGUCAGGAUAAGAUAAUCAGUAUGGUCUGGGGAAUGAUAUAGGAAAUGGUCAAGAUCAUUAGUUACAAAAUACUUACUAUAAAGAUUGUGGUUAUUAAUCCCCUCCAGCAAAACUUGGUCUGUACUUUCUCAAGGAUGUGGCCCAUGAAUGUUUGUUGUCUGGAUCAUUCCAGGGUGAACGUCAGCUUACAAGUAUGUAGCUCACCUGAUUGAUGACAUUCUUGUUCACUGACAAAUUGUCAACAAACACAUUAUAAAUAAAUUCCAAGUCAUUCCAUGUCAUUUGAUUGGCUACUGCAUCCUGAUAAAAUGAUAAUGGAAGGGGCGGGGCUUGUGUUGCGUUAUUGUGCUGAACAGUGUUUCUGAUUUUUUAUUGUUGUCUACGUUUUUUGUGCAUUAAUGAAUAAUGAUUAAAUAUGCAGUCAGAAA
Molecule: messenger RNA, 3116 nt
Organism: Haliotis rufescens (red abalone)
Lineage: Eukaryota; Metazoa; Mollusca; Gastropoda; Lepetellida; Haliotidae
Product: ubiquitin-like modifier-activating enzyme 5
Exons: 12
Coding region: 143-1360 (405 amino acids)
Biological process (GO): protein ufmylation
Cellular component (GO): cytosol; cytoplasm
Molecular function (GO): UFM1 activating enzyme activity
Source: RefSeq, a predicted model, not a curated record